AUGUCUGUGAGGAACUUAAAAAGCAACGGUCUGCUUAGGCUAGAAAGUAAGAGCGUCGAUAAGAUGGACGCGAAUAACAAUCUCGUAAAAAAAAGCGCCAAUGUAAAAAUUGUGAGGAAGAAAACGGAUGGACAAAUUGACAGGACCCUGACGGGCACCGUUCCCCCGCCUUCUGCGGGGGACAAGGUAGUGAGGAGGAAGGUCCUUAAGAAGGCUCAAGAAGGGGGAACCACCGCUGUGAUGAACGCAGGGAGCAUAGGGAAUGAUGGCAGAACAGGGAACUAUGGUAACACAGGAAACGAUGGCAGCGCUGCUAACCUGGCGGAAUCAACCAUGCGGAAGCAGGAUGAAAAAAAGGGUUAUGUCGUCCGGAACACCGCCGCGAAGUUUAGUGUGAGGCCGGGGAAGACGAACGAGGCUGCACAGAGGGAUCACCUCCUUGGGGAAGAUGACGAGGGGAAUGGAGAGGAAAGUCCGAAGGGGAACCUCGACUAUGACGAUGUUGGCAGUGGUAACGGUAACAGCAAUGGCAAGGAUUACCAAGACAAUAAUAGCCCCGCUGGCGAUGACGCCCCCCCUUCUCAUGGUGCGAAAAAAAUUCUGAAGAAGAAAAAACCCACUGAGAGGGAGCCAAACCGAAGCAACCCUUACCCAAAUGAUUCCAUUCGUGGAACUCAAUUUGAGCAUGCAGGCAACCCCAACGGAAGGAGCGACAAAAGCGAUAAGGUAGAAGACGACUCGGAAAAUGAAAUCCUCAAUUCAAUUAUCAGCAAAAAUGACGAGUCUGCCUUAGCAGAACCACCCAAGGAGGUGAAAAAGAAAAAAAAAACAAUUAUUGUCCGGAGAAAGGUACCCAUAAGUGAGAAAUUAAAGAGUGCUGAGAAGGGUAACAGCCAGCCCCUUGGGGUGCAAACAACUCCUGGCGGACGGACACCUCGCGGCGCCACGACGAUCACCACCAACAAUAGCAGUGGUGGAAACAGUUUCCAACCGAACGAAUGCUGCGAACAGAUGGUGAAUGAAAUAAAGAUGAACGAAACGAAACUCGCAGAAAUGCAACACACGCAUGAGGAAAAAAUGAACAGCAUGGUAGAAGAAAACAAAAAAGACAAAGACAAGCUGAACACGUACAUACAAAAUUUAAACGAAGAAAUGCACAAUAUAAAUAAUAAGCUCUGUGAUGAGAUGAAGGAAAAAGAUACUCUAAAGGAAAGUUAUGAAAAUUUACGAAGUGACAAAUUAGAGUUGGAAGAAAAAUUUGACAUUUUAAAAAGACAGAUAGAAGAAUCAAACGAAAUGUCCACUCUCCUGAAUGAAAAAGUUGCCACUCUGGAAGAGGAAAAUCAAAUGCUACUGGAUAGGGACCAACAAAAUGAACUAAAAGUUGAGCAACUGCAGAGUGAGAAAAUAAAAAUGGAGAAAAAAAUGGAAGAACAGAAUGUUAUAAUCAAAAAAAAGGACGAACUUAUAAACAAGUACAUGAGCGAAAUAGAGAAUUAUAAAAACGUGUUGAAGAGCAAGGGAGAAAUGAUGAUCCUUGGUAGUUCCACCACCAUCGAUAAAAGCAUAGCAGACAAAAACAGCCAAAAGGAACAGCUAUCCAAACUGAUAAAGGAAAAAAAGGAACUCAUUUAUGCCUUCAAAAAACAGCUAGAUUUGAUAGUAAUCCUCAAAAAGCAAAUAAGCCUUCUCGAAAACAACAAAAUUGUCACUAUGACUUCUGGCGAGCUUAAGAAGGUGCUUCACGAUUGA
Molecule: messenger RNA, 1752 nt
Organism: Plasmodium inui San Antonio 1
Lineage: Eukaryota; Apicomplexa; Aconoidasida; Haemosporida; Plasmodiidae
Exons: 1
Coding region: 1-1752 (583 amino acids)
Source: RefSeq, a predicted model, not a curated record